UGAACGCAGCGCCCCACUCUUCCGUGGACCCUCCCACUAAGCAGAAGAGUGACACGCCAUUUAAUCGCCCCCUGGUCCUAGCCGUGCUUCUCGCAAACAGGAGGGAACCUCAAGCGCUCACAUAUAGAAGGAUAAAUUCACCGAAAAGAAACCACUUACAGUUGCCCUGAACGUAGCACCGAAUCGUGCCGACAUGGGGAUCCGAAAGAAGAGCAACAAGAGCCCGCCGAUGAUGAGCCAUGAGUUUGUGAUCCAGAACCAUGCAGAUAUAGUUUCCUGCGUUGCUAUGGUGUUCCUUCUCGGCUUGAUGUUUGAGGUCACAUCGAAGUUUGCGGUGUUGUUCAUCACCGUCCAGUACAAUGUCACCCUCUCUACAAACGGGCCAGAAGAGACAGCUGUGAACCACUUCCACCACGGUUUCAAAGAUUUGGCCACCAUCUUUUUCUACAUGCUGGUGGCCAUCAUCAUGCACGCCAUCAUCCAGGAGUACGUGCUGGAUAAAAUUAACAGAAAGAAGCACUUCUCCAAAACCAAACACAGCAAGUUCAACGAGUCGGGUCAGCUCAGCGCUUUCUACUUGUUCUCCUUCGGUUGGGGCACGAGCAUCCUCCUCUCUGAGAACUUCCUGUCCAACCCAGUGUCCCUGUGGGAAGGUUACCCCCACACGCUGAUGCCGUUCCAGAUGAAGUUCUACUACAUUUGUCAGAUUGGCUACUGGCUUCACGCCCUCCCCGAGCUCUACUUCCAGAAGACAAAAAAGGAGGACAUUCCACGCCAGCUUGUGUACAUCUUCCUCUACCUGGUCCACAUCGCAGGCGCCUACAUCCUCAAUCUGAACCGCCUGGGCCUGGUCCUGCUGGUGCUGCACUACUUUGUGGAGCUCCUCUUCCACGUUUCCCGCCUCGUCUAUUUCAGUAAUGAGAACAGACAAAUGGGUUUCACCGUGUGGGCAGUGCUGUUUGUGCUGGGACGGCUGCUCACCCUGUCUCUGUCCGUCCUCACUGUGGGUUUUGGCCUCGCCAACGCCGAGAAUCAAGGCUUUGAUUUGGCCGCCGGAAACUUUAACAUUCUUUUUGUGAGGAUAACUGUCCUGGCCGCCGUGUGCCUGACUCAGGCCUUCAUGAUGUGGAAAUUUAUCAAUUUCCAGCUGCGCCGGUGGAGGGAGACCGCUCAAGCUCAGACCUUGAAAAAGAAACAAGUACCCUCCAAGAGCAAAUCAAAGAAAGAUAAAGCCAAUGGUGUAAACGGAGUCAACGCCCAUGCAGCUGAUUCACCAAGAUCAAGAAAGGAGAAGUCGUCUUAAGAGAAUCUCCCACCCUGCCUCCCUCUCGCCCGCCCCCAACCCUGUGCCUCCUUGGUGGUAUCCGACAUGAGAUGAGACGUUUCUCGGCCGCCAUCGAUUUAUGCAUUUUCAGCUUUCACUCAGCGGACAUCACAGCUACUAGGAAGGCGAGGAGGGCGUCACCACUUCGGUUUAAGAUUCGGUGCUCUGCUGUGCCAUUUUGAAAAGAAAACAGAAAUUCUGGAAUAAACUAUACUGUAUUAAAAAAAAAAAAAAAACUUAUUUAAGAAGUGCCUAUUGCCACAGAUGGUUUUGUACAGGGUGUGUAAUUUUAAAAUUUUAAAAAUGUGUCUUUUGAUGCGCCCCCAUGUCUGCUCCAUCUAGUACUUUAUAGUUUAUUUUUUCCCUUCUGUGUAUUUAUAACUGCCAGUGUACAGCUUAAACACCGUUGGGUUAGCUAACGUCCAGUGUAAUCUAACCACCUGUAGCUUUGUCUCUCCGUUGUAGCAAAGCAAAGACCACUUCACUGAAACCACAGAUCGUGCAAGUAUUUUUUUUUUUUAAAUCAUGGGUCACGCAGUGGCGUUGAUAAGCAGCAGUCUACAUCAUCGUAUGGCUGUUAAGUGGGCUCCCCAUUGGAAGAGUUUAUAAAGGUUCUGUAAUUACAGGGAGCAACACGUUCUGUGUCAUGAGCACAUGCUGCAGUUCUAUUAUUGCAUUAAAAACAAAAAAAGAGGGAUUUGAUGUAAAAGCAUGGAUGGAUUUCCUUUUGAUUGUGCCAAAUAAACCAGAUUGACUGUU
Dunckerocampus dactyliophorus (ringed pipefish) is the source of this 2083-nucleotide messenger RNA. It is a transcript of the gene tram1, whose product is annotated as translocation associated membrane protein 1. Bases 194 to 1303 code for a protein of 369 amino acids. The record is from RefSeq and is a predicted model, not a curated record. Gene Ontology annotation, cellular component: endoplasmic reticulum membrane. NCBI's taxonomy places the organism in Eukaryota, Metazoa, Chordata, Actinopteri, Syngnathiformes, Syngnathidae. The transcript has 11 exons. Gene Ontology annotation, biological process: protein insertion into ER membrane; SRP-dependent cotranslational protein targeting to membrane, translocation.